Messenger RNA from Microthlaspi erraticum, 453 nucleotides. Lineage: Eukaryota; Viridiplantae; Streptophyta; Magnoliopsida; Brassicales; Brassicaceae. The record is from the annotation of a GenBank genome assembly.
AUGAGAACCAAUGGUAAUCAAACUGUGCCGCCACCGGCACCUGCUAACUUCAUCCGUCCCGGGAAACGACCUUUGUCCUCUAUGACCCCCACCAUUGUACUCCAGGAUGGUAAAGUGAAAGCCGCGGUGGGUGCGAGCGGAGGAGUGAACAUCAUCGCCGGGACAAUCGAGGUUUAUUUUUUCCUCAAGAUGGAUCCUCUUUCUGCAGUCUUGGCUCCAAGAAUCUACCAUCAGCUGAUACCAAACGUAGUCUCGUAUGAAAAUUGGACAACAGUGUUCAAUGAUCAUUUCGAGAUUACCAAAGAGACGAGAGUUGUGUUGGAGAAGAAAGCUCAUGUACUAAUGCCGAUCGUCGGAGGGACUAUUUCUCAGUUUGUAGUUCAAGAAUCCGGAAUGAGUGAGCUUGUGGCGGUAAGUGAUCCAAGAAAAGGAGGAACCCCAUCAGGAUAUUGA